This is a messenger RNA of Bemisia tabaci, 3884 nucleotides long. RefSeq names its product Molybdenum cofactor synthesis 1 (gene Mocs1). Gene Ontology annotation, molecular function: cyclic pyranopterin monophosphate synthase activity; 4 iron, 4 sulfur cluster binding; metal ion binding. Lineage: Eukaryota; Metazoa; Arthropoda; Insecta; Hemiptera; Aleyrodidae. The record is from RefSeq and is a predicted model, not a curated record. Gene Ontology annotation, biological process: Mo-molybdopterin cofactor biosynthetic process.
CAUUGUUUACCUACCACGUUUUAUUACAGGAAAGAUAGCGCAGAUCGGUACUUUAAAAUAUCUAAUUAUAACUGAUAGCAUCAUGCUGUCUCAGGUACCAUGUGCACUUAUUGAAAGUAAAAUGGCACGAGCUUUUGUUCAGAAAUCUCAGUUUAAAACUUUAUUAUUAAGUUUCUUUAGCAACAACCAUUGUCGCUGUAUUGUAACUGCCCCUACACCAAUUCAGGAAUCCAUAAAGUAUAAAACAUCUUCACACAUCAAAGAGGCAAAUCCCUCUCUCCUAACGGAUUCAUUCGGCAGAAAACAUACCUAUUUAAGGAUAUCACUCACUGAAAAGUGUAAUCUACGAUGUCAAUACUGCAUGCCUGCCGAAGGAGUCAAAUUGACAGAAAAAUCCAGACUUUUAACAUCCGAUGAAAUCAUUAAACUGGCAUCCCUUUUUGUACAGGAAGGUGUGACAAAAAUUCGGUUGACUGGUGGAGAACCAACAGUUUGCAAAGAUAUCAUCCAUAUAGUUGAAUGUUUGCGCAAAUUAAGUGGACUAAAUAACUUAGGUAUGACAACAAAUGGACUUGCCCUCACCAAACUGUUACCUGCUCUUCAGAGAGCAGGCCUUGAUUCUGUCAACAUUAGUUUAGAUACUCUGAAACCUGAAAAAUUUGAGAUCAUGUCUCGAAGAAAAGGGUGGGGAAGAGUAGUAGCAGGAAUUGAUCUCGCUGUACAACUAGGCUUUCAACAACCCAAAGUCAACUGUGUUGUCAUGCGAGGCGUCAACGAUGAUGAAGUCAUGGAUUUUGUCGAGUUCACAAGAGACCGGCCUGUGGAUGUCCGUUUCAUCGAAUACAUGCCUUUCACUGGGAACAAAUGGAAUGAUUCAAAACUAGUUACCUUCAAAGAAAUGUUAACAGCUAUUAAAUCCAAGUAUCCCUCUAUGACACCUCUGGAUAACCAAAAGCAUGAUACAUCAAAGGCUUAUAAAAUUCCUGGCUUCCAAGGUCAGAUUGGGUUCAUUACCUCCAUGUCAAAUCAUUUUUGUGGAACCUGUAACCGCCUACGUUUGAUGGCAGAUGGGAGUCUGAAAGUUUGUCUUUUUGGAAAUUCUGAAAUUUCCUUGAGGGACAUGUUACGCAGUGGAAUGAGUCAAGAUGACAUGUUGGCAAUGAUACAAGUAGCUGUUCGAAGGAAAAAACAGCAACACGCAGAUGGCUCAACAACCUUGUUAAAGCUCUUUGGUCAGGAAUCAUUCCAACUGAGCCCUGAAAAAGCUCCUGUACAAGUAUGCGAAUCUCCGAACAAUUCACACGCACCAUUCCUUGUACCGGAUUCUACAUCUUCAGUUCCUGUUUCACCGCAACUGAACAUGGACAAUCUGUGUUGCUUCUCUAGCCAAAUUAAUUUAGUUAGCUGCGUUAAUUUGGAAUACACUGACAGUCAAAGUAAGUUUAGUUUUCUAAGUCCUCAAUGUACAAUGUAUCCGAGUAGAAAACAGAAUUGGAGCCACUCUGCCGUACGAUAUUUUCACACUUCAAAAAGAAUGGAUGACAGGAACUUGACACACAUAAAGGGGGAUGGAAAAUUCAAAAUGGUGGAUGUUAGCUCCAAAAGUAUCACGAAACGUUGUGCCUCCGCACAGUGUAUUGUUGUUAUCGGAGCACAACUGAUGAGCCUCAUCAGGGAAAACAUGAUCAAAAAAGGCGAUGUUUUAACGGUCGCUCAGUUAGCAGGGAUAAUUGCAGCCAAAAAAGUCCCAGAACUAAUACCUCUGUGUCACAAUAUCUGUUUGUCCAAAGUUGACGUCAAAGCAGAAUUGGAUUUAGCUAGUCACUCUGUAAUACUUACAUCUAAUGUUAGUUGUGAGGGGAAAACAGGGGUUGAAAUAGAAGCCUUGACAGCAGUUACUAUUGCAGGAUUGACAGUGUAUGACAUGUGCAAAGCUGUGAGUAAGUCCAUUGUUCUCAAAGACAUCCGGCUUUUAUCAAAAAGUGGGGGAUCAUCAGGAGAUUUCUCUUCCCGCAGUUGAAACUAUCAGUCAAAAACAGCCUCCUCUCUGUAAAAAAAUUUCUAGUAUUGAUAAAGUGGCUCAGCAGCCAAGAGUCUAGGUAGAGGGAACUAUCUGAUGUUUAAGAGUACCCUCUGUUGGGCUUUAUGUCUCGAUUUGGUUUAAAGUGAAUAUAUCAUUCAGAAGCAACAAAUAAACUUGUCAAAUUCAUUGAAUUUGGCCAUUUUUGAACUGACCAACUGAGAAGAGUAGACCCUUGACGGCAAAAGAGGAAAGGAAGUGUUUUUGUUUUUGCUGUUCCUUUCAAUCUAAAUCAAAGUCAAAGCAUUGCAACUAUCAUAAAAUCAGAUGCGUAUCCGUGAUGGAACUAUAUUUUCCAACAAAAUUGUCAGCAGUUGAAUAAAUUUGAAUGUUGGAUGCGAGAGAGAUCGAAUCAACCUUUUGGAAUUCAAUGAAAAUACUUUCAAACCCCCAAAACCUCAUCUUAGACGGUGUUUAAGAGGGAUUCUCCCAAUUCCUCGAGAUGUUCAAUCCUUUUGGACACCCCCUGUCUUGAUACAGACAAAAAUUUCUCGGCACCAUAUGCGUUCAUCUCUAUACCAAUAAUUUACACAAAAAAGUCAAUAUCACUAACAAAUCAAGUUUUAUCUUUUUUGAACUGACUGAUAUAAUUCAUUGAUGAGGAGUUCCUUGUGUUCCCUCUCUUAUUGAUUUCAUUUUUAUUUAAAUCCACACGGAAAAAGAUGGACUGCUGAUUUAACAAUUCAAUUGUUAAAAAAAGUGAUCGAAUGUUUCAAAUGUACAUUUUACAAAAGUGGAAAGCUAAUCUAACCCCCGGGAUGGUUAUAGUAGCAUUUUUUUUUGUUAAAGUAUCAUUUUUUUGUUGUAAAAUGUACAUUGAAACAUUGCAGUCACUUUUUCUAACGAUUGAAUUGUUAAAUCAGCAAUUUAAUUUUUUUCUGUGCAUUUUUGUUUUGGGAGGUUUAGACCUCAUGUGUAAAAUUCAUAAUGUUAUAUGUAUGUAUUGAGUUGUUCCCUUUUUGUGCAGAAUGAUUAUUUGCUGUUUUCACCACACCCCCCCUUCCCACAAAUGUAUUAAUUAAAGAUCCUAGGUUCAUAAUAGUCUUACAUGUACCGGAGAUGUUUAUGUAAAGACAAAACAAUACGUCAGAGAAUGGUUGGUCUCAUUUCAAUUCUCCUGACCAUGUUCCAUAGAGUUGUUAUGCUCUAUUGGUAAAUGUUGGACAUAUCAAGACUUACUUAUUCCCAACAUUAAAUGGCUGCAACCUGAUCUGAUCAUCAAACAAAAAUUGUAUUUAAACUGGACUUUUGACGGUUACGCCCUUCUUCAAAGAAGCCAUUUCAUUGAUUAGUUAUCAACACCAAGGGUCAGAUGCAUGGGUUUUUUGUCCAUCCCAUUAAUUGUUAAUGUUUUGUUCGAUAAAAGAAUUGUUUUCAUCCAGAAACAUCUCGCGUAUUUUAUAUCAGAGCUCAGCUUUGUCUCGUUAUGUUAAGAUUUUUUUCGAUUUUAUUUAUCUGUUGAAAUGAUAGUUGAGGAAAUAUGAGUUGGGUGCUGAAUUAAUUCAAUUUGUGCAAUUUAUUAUUCCUGAGGUGGCCUUUACUUAUUUUUACCUCUAAGUAUUAUUGUAAUUUUUUUACCUUAUAUUUUGAAUUUUUGUAAAUUCAUACUGAGAUGAGAAGGAUGCAAUUCAAACACCCUUUCUUCAUGAUUAUUGCAAUUGAAUCAAAUAAGCUUUUAGAUCAAACCUAAACCCUCAGUUUAUGUGCAUUAAGUUUUACAUUUUUUAUUUUUGUAUACCUGUUCAAGUUGCUUUUUUAAUUGUUUACAAAAAAAACCCCAUUAAAUUGAGACAUUGUUUGUCUA